Molecule: messenger RNA, 2045 nt
Organism: Amoebophrya sp. A120
Lineage: Eukaryota; Dinophyceae; Syndiniales; Amoebophryaceae
Source: the annotation of a GenBank genome assembly
AGUUCGUGCCUGUUAUUGUUUUUCUUGUUUUCGCAUCUUCAUUACAAUUUCAAGUUUUUGCCGGCGAAAAGUAAGUACGUUCGUGCCAAAAGGCAGGAGCGUAGACAAGGAAAAUCGAAAUGUCCUCAACUCUCUGGAAACCGAAUGGGAUCGGGCGAGGCAGUGUUGGUCGCUUUGCGGUUUCGUCCAUCGUUCUUUCCCUCGCCGCCUCUAAUAGCGCCGCGCAACAGAAACAGUUGCUGCGCCGCGACAGCAAAGACGAUGUCGCUUUUCUUGCCCCCGGCGGGGAGGCGACGAUCACUUUCAAGAAUGAAGAAGCCCGAACAAGAAGAACGGAAGCGGGAGGAUAUGAAACACCGCCCGGUGAUCUCUGGAACUCGACUUCUUCUUCUUCUGCAUUCAUACAGGUCAACGAGACGCAAGCAAGAAUCGAUGCAGUCGUGGAUUACCUGACUUCCACCGGGGAGCUUUACUUCGAAGACCGAGCAGCGUACGACGCAAUCGACAACCUGAAUCACUGCGGCGGGCCGGACGAUCCCAGCUUUCGUGCAUUCAUCAUCUCACUGCCGCGGUGGCGGUGGAAGCUCGAGCGGUUUCUCACGCAGUGUUACGAUCGGGUGGAGGUUCCGGGGGUUGCAUCUUCAUCAUCGUUUGAAGACAUGAGGGAGGACAAUCAAACGGCUUUAGCAGAAACGAAGAACCGGUAUGAAGAUCAACCUGGUGCUGGAGCAGUAGACCCGCGGCGCGAAACACCACACGCGGGUCAACAUGGGGUCGUGGCAACGAAAAUCGGGCAACAAGAAGCAGCUACAACGGGAAAGAAAGUAGAACAAAAAGCAAAAACAAGUGAAGCAGCCUUCAUGUUAAACAUGCCGAUGAAGCUGAAAGUUUGGCCGGGGUUCAUGUACCGAGAUCGCAUUGCGGAGGUGAAAACCCAUUUCAUCCAAGAACUCGGAGUUGUGGACCCAGCGCUCCUGGACGUGGAAGGCUGGGACGGCAAUCUUGGUUGCGGAAUGGCGCAUGUGGCGCUCGCGGACUAUUUGGUAAAUUUGGAUUCCACUUCUACUUCAACUUCACCAGCGUCAGCAAAGCCGGCUUCGAGCUUGUACAGUCAGUCGGCAGACGAGGUGGACAAGAACGCUUCAUCGGAGACAACAGGAGUCGCGACCUCGCUCUCCACCACGCCCCCGCCCAGUUUCACACUCGUCUUGGAAGAUUCUGCCGUCGCGGACCCGCACAGCUUCGGGAAGGUUUGCACUUUGUUGAAGCGGAUGCACUCGCCCGAGGAAGUGGACUUUGCCCUGCUCUCGGUGUUGCGACCGCUCGCAGACGGGCCGGACUUGCUGCGAGGUGGAGUGGAUGAUGUGCAAAAAUUAGUUGGAGAACAGACAACUUCUAGUAGUACAACACAAAUUACUGCUUUGGCUGGCGGAGUGGGCCCCCGCGUGUCCGCUAUGGAGGAAGUGCAGCAGCUAGACAUCCAUGGCUCCCUGCGGCGCUGGUUUCCGUCGUCAAACGUGACGCUCGGUGCCGAUGAAAAUGAGGAAUUGCAAAAACACGGGACCCUGAAAGAAGUUCCGAAGCACGACAUUGCGGAGGGCGUACCAAACGUCUGGACGUCGGCCUUGAUGUACAACGAUCGCAAGAUAAAAAUUGCAGCCCCCUUCUUCGGGAGGACGACCACAACUGCUACGGGUGGAGAUCAUCGUGUAGUUGAUCCAAAAACAGCUACAAGCGGUUCCGAAACCCAGACCCUCCAAGAACUAGUACCCGUCGGCGCCUCACAUCUACUAAACUGCCUGCGCCAGAUUCCCUGGGGCAGCACCCCGCGGACACGUCUCGAUGAGCUCAGGCACAAGGAGAAGUGGACGAAUAUAGACCGGUGGUUGACGCUGCAGUGCUACGCCGGCGCGCAGUCGACGGAGUUUCGGGCGUAUGUGUACGAUGGCAACGACAUUUUUCGACAUGCAGAGACCCCCGGGAAGGACGCGCGGGACACGAUUAACCAGGGCAGGUCAUCUUCGAGUAGUAGUACUGCGACGUGA